AUGAAGCUGGCCUUGUGGCACUACACACGCAAGGUCAAUCGCUGUUCGUGGAUCAAGGCAUCAUCGCGCGCUGCGGAGGCACAUGAUCAAGGCGAUACCACCACGCGGUCUAUCCGGAAAUGGUGCCGUGCAUACAUCGCAGAUCGAGAGGACCUCCCAACAAAUCUAUGUGGUUCCUGGAACCAGUCAAUCAUUGAGGACGAGGAUAUGGCAAAUGACAUUCACUUACAUUUGCAAGGCAUUGGGAAGCACCGAAAAGCGGACGACAUCGUCCAGUUCUUCGAGCAGCCGGAGAUCCAGGAGAGAUAUCAGCUGGAUGGCUGGGCUCCCUCGAUCACAACAGCACAGCGAUGGAUGCGUCGCAUGGAGUAUCGGUGGGGAUCUGGACCGAAAGGUCAAUACAUCGAUGGGCAUGAGCGCGAUGAUGUUGUCGCAUAUCGCCAAACGAUCUAUCUACCA
Messenger RNA from Fomitopsis serialis, 459 nucleotides. RefSeq lists its product as uncharacterized. The annotation marks the transcript as partial. Lineage: Eukaryota; Fungi; Basidiomycota; Agaricomycetes; Polyporales; Fomitopsidaceae. The transcript has a single exon. The record is from RefSeq and is a predicted model, not a curated record.